Messenger RNA from Leishmania braziliensis MHOM/BR/75/M2904, 3711 nucleotides. RefSeq names its product ABC transporter-like protein. Gene Ontology annotation, cellular component: membrane. The transcript has a single exon. The record is from RefSeq and is a predicted model, not a curated record. Gene Ontology annotation, molecular function: ATP binding; ATP hydrolysis activity; ABC-type transporter activity. The coding region runs from base 1 to 3711 and encodes 1236 amino acids. NCBI's taxonomy places the organism in Eukaryota, Euglenozoa, Kinetoplastea, Trypanosomatida, Trypanosomatidae.
AUGAUGGCGCCAUCGCGGAAGACAGCGCCCAAUGCUGUGCCGCGCCAGCACCGCGCCGCUGUGCUCAGAGCAGUCGCUGCUCUCAUGGCUGCUUUCCUCCUCCUCCCUCUCACUUCUACCACGAAAGCUCACCAGGUGGACCUGGCGAUGUGGGACAAUGCGGAUCUUCUGCUCGGCCCUUCCAGCUCACAGGCAGAGCCAAUCACGUGCCUCAACGGGGGCACCCUUGUUGGCGACCACUGCAUCUGCCCCCUCUACUACACCUCAGCGAACUGCUCACAGAGGCAGUGCCCCAACUCGAUCGGCGGCACAGGACCGCACCGCGUGUCGCCCGUCAACCCGAAGAACAAGUUAUGCGAACACUGCGACGAGAAGGACUUCGCUGGCCUCAGCUGUCAGUUGUGUCAAAACAAUGUGGCGUGCAGGCAGUACGCUGGCAGCUCUGCGGAGUGCGACAGCAGCAUGGUCAUCCGUAGCGACAACAAACAGUUCCAGUGCAAGCUAAACAACGAAUUCUUCAUUCGGCUCAUGGGUGGCGGCCGCAAUAUCACUGCAGAGAUCAUGCUCAACUGCUCCACAUCAGACGGCACCGCCUUCAGGAGGGGUGACCAAGGCGUGUGCAACAUGGCCAUCUAUCGCAUGGAGCCGAACCAGAGCUACCUCGAUCCUUUCUUCCGCUGCAGAGCGGACCAGUGCUCGCUCAAGUACGGUAAGAGGGACCCUGAUCCGAGCAACACCAACAGGAACACGCUGUGGCAGCGCUUUUUCCGCAUAACACGCACCACCGGACAGAUUGUGCUCAUCAUGGAGUGCGCGUUGCUCGCGCUUCUCGGUGCCUUCACGAAGCUCCUCGGGCCAUCCCGCACCAAGUUCACCUCUGUGACUCUGGCCUCUAUGAUCACCGCCACGGUGCUGCUGUAUAUCUUAUUGAUGAUCAUCGGUAUGCAAGCCAUCUCGAACCCGGAGGACACCAUCAUAUACGAAUGCAAGAAGACGCAGUGCGCCUGCGCCGAGGACCCACCAGCGCAGUAUGAACCGAUAUGCUCGACGACAGCGGCGUUGAAUGACCAAAUCCUUCCAUCGAUCAGGAACAGCAUCCGCUUUACCUGCGGGCAGAGCAGCUCAAGCUGCGAGCUGACGCUGUCCGAUCUCUCGCUGGUGUUCCAGGCGAGCUGCUACGCCUCUGAGUGCGUCGACGCCGACCGCUUCCCUGGUGGCCCGUCGGACGACGACGGCGGCGGCGGUGCUUCCGUCCUGGCGAAGCAGAAUCUCGGUAUCCUUCUUGCCCUGCUGGUGCUGCUCGUGGCGAGCGCGGUUGGGAUUCACUAUUACUACACCUGCAGUAUCUCCAGCCAGCGUGCCAAGGAGUUCCUCGUCACCUUCCACAUGAAUACCCCGCACAGCGACCCCAACGACGGUCACAACGAAGGUGGCGGCCCAGCUCUCGUGAAUGAGACCCACGUGCAUCUGAACAACAGCGUGAGUAGCCCCGCCAGCGGACACGAGCAGUCAUCAUUGCUGUACGACUCGCCAGCACCGCGCGCCGAGCACUGGAGUUAUAUUCCACGGGGAUCUUCCCGCAACAGCCGUCGCUCUGAGAGCACCUCCUCUCUUCGUGCGAGCGUGUAUGAGCAGGCGCGAGCCUUGACGCCGCAGGAGUGCGCGCGCAUUGAGAAGGUGCGCCGACUCGCUGCCACGCCACUGAAGCUGCAGGUUUCAGAGCUGCAGUACACCUUGAAAGCACCUUGGCUGGGGACUGUGGAAGAAGGCUCACAACGCACGGUGCUUCACCGCAUCAGCUUCACUGUGCACUCGGGAGAGGUAUUGGCUAUCAUGGGACCUUCCGGUGCCGGCAAAACCACGCUGCUGGACCUGCUCUCAGCCCGCGCAAAGUCUGGAGUAGUUGGCGGCACAAUUUCCCUGAACGGCACGCCAGUCACCACUACGGGUGCCCGUACAGCACAAUACCGCAGCAUCAUCGGCUACGUCUCCCAGGAGGACACACUGCUGCCGUCCUUAACUGUGGAGCAGACGAUCCUCUACGCCGCACGUCUAAAACUGCCAAGGGCGCUCUCACCCAGCACUGUGCGUCACAUCGUGAAGCACAUCAUCGAGACGCUGAGGCUGCAGCACUGCGCGCAGACGCUCAUUGGCGACGAAAGGACACGCGGCAUCAGCGGUGGUGAGAAGCGUCGCGUGUCUAUCGCGGUGGAAUUGCUGGCGAAUCCGCGCAUUCUGUACCUUGACGAGCCGACGAGUGGGUUGGACGCAGUGAGUGCGAAGCACGUGAUAGAGACGGUGGUGGAGCUGGCGAAGGACUCAGUGAUGGGCGUAUAUGCCACGCACUACUUCGCAUUCCGGCCCAUCGUUAUCUUCAGCAUCCAUCAGCCCUCUCAGGAAAUCUACGAGCUUUUUGACAAAGUGCUGCUGCUAUCACAGGGAAUGAGCAUCUACUGUGGCCCCGCCGCAGCAGCUGCUGCGACGUUUGAGCAGCGCGUCACGGCGGCCUUCGGUAACACGCGAGAGGUCCCGAGGAAGGAGUUACACAACAACCAGGCCGAGUACCUCAUGAAAGUCGAGGAGAUGCUCGACGACGCCGUGCGCACGGAGCUGCAGGAGGCGGCCGCGCUCGAUAUCACUGACACCACGAAUAUGCUUUACAGGAGCACCUCGGCAGACCGGUCUGCAGUGACUUCGGCCCGUACGCAGGUGCCACCGUGCCGCAGUCCCGUGGCACCAAACUCGCACCCGCCGUUACUGCCCCACAACUUCACAGCUCUCGACGACGACGAUGAGCAGGUGAGUGGGGCCGACAUACUCAACCUCACUUUUAGCUUCCGCAUGUACUAUGCGAACGUGUAUGAGCAGCUGCACCUGCUCGUGUCCCGCUCCAUUACAUGUCUCUUUGGCUCCUUCCACCUGGUGGUGUGCCACGCGGCCGUGGUGGCGUGCCUUGCGAUGCUCAUGUGCGUCCUCUACCGCGAGCAGGCACUCGAUCUUCCCGGGUCGCUGAACCGUGCCGGCUCCGUGUCGUUUCUACUUCUCGUCACCUCCUUCGUGUCUCUUAGCUGCCUCGAGCAGCUUAUCCCCGAGCGGAAGCUGUUCAACGUGGAGCGGGAGAACGGCUUCUAUACCACAUGGCCGUACCUCAUCUCCAAAAUGGCUGUCGACAUUAUCCCGCUUCGCAUUAUCCCCGCCAUGGCGCUCACCUCAAUCAUUUACUUCCCCAUGGGCUUCCGCGUCGACGCUGGUCUGCACUUCUUUUACUUUAUCCUCAUCAUUGCACUGUUCUCCAUUUCCAUCACGAUGAUAAUCCUGUGCAUCGGCAUUGUCAGCGGCACUUUUGGCACCGCUGUACUGCUCAGCAGCGUCUUCAUCUUGUGGAACUUCGUCUUUGGUGGGGCGCUAGUGCAAGCCGAGACGAUCCCGUUAGCCCUGCGCGCCUUCAAGUCCAUUUCGCCUUUCUUCCUCGCUUUUGAGUCGCUCAUAGUGAACGAGCUCAACGGCCAGCACUGCGUCUUCUCCCCGACCGACGAAACGGGCAAUAAGUCGUCGGAGAGCAUCCCGAUCAUGUGUGUGCAGUACCUCACAAACAUCGGGCUGAAGCCGGAGCGCUUCAACGCAGAUGUGCUGCAGCUGGCGGUGUACUGCCUCCUUUUCGUGGCCCUUGCCUGGGUGCUGCUCUCCACCUGCUCAAAGCUCGUUCGCUAG